Molecule: messenger RNA, 3236 nt
Organism: Athalia rosae (coleseed sawfly)
Lineage: Eukaryota; Metazoa; Arthropoda; Insecta; Hymenoptera; Athaliidae
Product: facilitated trehalose transporter Tret1-like
Exons: 3
Coding region: 694-2145 (483 amino acids)
Biological process (GO): transmembrane transport
Cellular component (GO): membrane
Molecular function (GO): transmembrane transporter activity
Source: RefSeq, a predicted model, not a curated record
AUAGCAGCCGCACACGUUCGGGAUGCGACGUUUUGAGUCCCAGAAGCCAAUCCCAGUUACCAGCUUAUAACGACACAAUACACCGCGCUAUUUUCAUUGUACUUUCAUCGACUACUCUCCCCAGAAAUUUUUCCUCGAAUCUUUCACACCGCAGUAAAUAAAUCUCGUUACGAUUAAUCAGCGGUAGUUGUUUUAUUUUUAAUUUUUUUUUUUUUCUCCUCUCGAAGAACGUCUUCGAUCGUUGCAAAUUAAAAUUCAUAUCAUCCACCACCCUAUUUUAUAUCAAUGUUUAUUGAACUUCGAUAACCUGAUACAAACUCCCCUUUGAUGUUUUUUACACGGAGUUUGGGAUAUUUUGAGUUAUCAGAAUCUCUGGUACGAAUGUAAAUGUUUUCAAUAGCGCUUGUCGUCGCGGGUGUUUCGGAACUCUUGAGCUUGUGGCUCACAUAAUUGUGCUUCGUGAUUAUACAUACAUACGUAUACCCAUUCGUACAAGGGUAUGCUAGUAGACCGGCAUCUAUUAUAGUUUAUAGUGCAAACUUUAAGAACCUCCGAAAAUCUGAAAGCCUCUGUCUUUGGUAUGUUUGUAAUAUUUCGCGUGGAAAUUUACUACGCUUGUACAGCCGCUCGAUGAAACAACCCAUCUGUGCUUGAUGUAUACCAUCGUCGUCAGUAGACGAUGUGCACAAUCAGAUGAAACACCCGGAACUAACUGAUAUCUGUCGACUCAAAAUGGACCAACACUCCAAUCGGACGCAGUGGAAGCAAUGGAUGGCGAGCAUCACCGCGACAUUGUCAAUGACGUCCGUCGGCACUGUUUACGGAUGGUACACGACAUCGAUAGGGCGUCUUCAGUCCGAGGGUUCCCCGGUGCCUUUUACGGUCGACGAGGGAGGCUGGCUGUUGUCUCUAACGGUGUUAGGGUCGAUGAUCGGUCCGUUUAUCGGAGCCGCGAUGGCGGACAACAUCGGUCGCAAAAAGACCCUCCUCAUUUCUACCCUCUACUUCAUAAUCGGUUGGCUGAUGAUAAUCUUCGGUGAAAACGUGCCGUCUUACUACAUAUCCAGAUUGAUACUUGGCGUCGGUGUCGGUGUUUCGUACACAACGAAUCCCAUGUACGUCUCCGAAGUAGCGGACGUGAACAUUCGCGGUGCUCUCGGUACACUGAUAGCUACGAACGUGUUCACGGGUUCACUUUUCGCCUGUCUGGUCGGUCCCUGGGUGUCGACAAAAGUCCUAACGAUAAUUCUCCUUUUCAUACCUCUUCUAUUCAUAGUGACGUUCAUCUGGUUCCCGGAGAGUCCUUACUACCUCGCAGCUAAAGGUAGAAGCGAAGAGGCAAUCAAGGCAAUUUCAUUUUUAAAGGGCAUCGACGAUAGGGCGGAAGCCAAGGAGGAACUGGAUAUAAUUCUGAAGAAUAUCAACGACAAUAUAGACACGCAAAAUUUCAAAGACAAACUGUCCGAACUUCGACUCCCGAAUAACCUACGGGCCCUCAUGAUAAUCACCGGACUUAUAGCCGCUCAACAGUUGAGUGGAUCUUUCAUCACGAUUUCCUACCUGGAAACGCUGUUCACCGAUGCACAGAUCGCCCUCGAACCCCACGUAGCGACCAGUAUUGUUCUGGCGGUCAGUCUUGUUUCCAGCGGACUUUCCACUUCGACGGUGGAGAAGGCCGGCAGAAGGCCUCUGCUAUUCGCCUCAACGUUGGGCACCACAGCGACCCUCGCUAUUCUCGCCACUUAUAUUUUAUUGGAGAAAAAAACCGCCGUGGAUCUGUCGAGCGUGAACUGGAUUCCCAUACUCGACGUUAUCGUGUUUCAAAUUGUGUACCAAGUAGGCUUGGGGACUUUGACUAACGCUUUGAUAGGCGAACUUUUCCCAACGAACGUUAAGGCCAUAGCAGGCGCGACUAUCACAGUCACCGAUGGUAUUCUCGGCUUCGCUAUUUCAAAACUUUAUCAAGUUAUGGGGGAACUUCUUGGGGUGUACGUGGUCUAUUAUUUCUUCGCUGGAUCUUGUUUUCUCGCAUUUUUCUUCGUAUUUGCUUUUGUACCGGAAACUAAGAACAAGACAUUCGCCGAGAUCCAGACCGAUUUGACCGAGAGUAGUUUCAAGUGUGCGAGACGAAGGAAUAAGAUCUGAUUUUCUAAGUUUCUUCCUUUUUAUUUCGUUAAAAUCGUUUUUUAUCAUCAGUCAUCUAAAUACGUACCUAAAAUCCUACUGAACUUUGCUCACCGUGUAUAUGUCUGUAUAACCGUUAUCUAGGAUCUAGGAAUACUAAUUAAAAAUCGUACCAUGUGCGUCUAUGUGACGCGGGAAUAAUAAUCGCGAUUGUUAUACGUGUAUGUGAAAACUUAAUGUUUGUUAUCGAAGUAAAAAAAAAAUUUAGGACUUGUGGAUACGUUGGUCUCACAUGUUAUCUAAAGAAAAUGAAAUAAGUGUAUCCCUAUUAAUGUGUUUUGAUAAAAGACAAAUUUCAUACAAAAAAAAAGUAGAACAAAAACUAAGUUAGAUCACGCAAUGAACCAAUGUGAUUGAUCUCCUCGAUAUUGUUUUUUGUUUUUGGGCGGGGGGAGAAAAUAAAAACCAACGAAUAAAUGACAAACUACUAUAAUGUACACAGGCAAGACUAAACUAGGGCGAAACAAUUUUCGGUGUGCCUUCUGAAGUGAAAUAAAAUCAGCUCACAUAGACAACCUGUACGUGUAUGUCAAACCGAUGACUUUCAACCCCCACACUCUAAUUAUAUAUUCUCUGUAUGAAAUUCGUUCUUAAUUUUCAGUUCAUUUUCAACUUCAGCCCAAGCGGAACAUUCUGAUCUUCAAGAAAGUACGUCCGACGAUGGCUCCGAAUUUUUUGUCAAAGAUUCGAUGGCCCAGGAGUUAGGGUCAGAGAAUGAUAAUUAUUCCACAAUGAUUACUUGUUUCCCGAUCUUUGAAUUCGCUUCAAACGCAUGACUAUACCCCCAAGAUAUACGCCUGCGCAUAUGUAACACUCAUCAAGGCUAGAGUAGGUCAGGUUGGGGGAGUUGCGUUGUAUUGCGAAGAUUGAUCGAAUAUUUUCAUCCUCAAUGUCCGACAUUACUGACCUGGCAUUUGAAUUUAUUCUAAAUAUUUACUCUCGUGAGCAGGUUUAUUCGUAAAUUCUGUACUCGGUGCAUCGACAAGGUACGGGGCAAUUAAGGUGCACCUGUUACUGAAGUGAAAGCAAGCUCAGCGCAAGCGCGGAAACAC